This is a messenger RNA of Protopolystoma xenopodis, 339 nucleotides long. Lineage: Eukaryota; Metazoa; Platyhelminthes; Monogenea; Polystomatidea; Polystomatidae. The record is from the annotation of a GenBank genome assembly.
AUGCUGGCCGCGUUCUGGCCUAAUUUGGCCGAGCCCAAAGCCUUCUUAGGGCAGCCUCCAAUACCACUUUCCGGGCGACGCGAAGAGGAAGAGGUGGAUUUGUCCUGUCAUUUUGUGUCAUGUAGAAUAAGUGUUCAGUCAGUCCAAGAGAGCUCACUCUGUAGGACGACUGUGGUACAGGCGACGCAUUCAGCUGCAAUGAAGACUGAAGCCUUACUUUCAGCUCAGCGACUGCCGAAGCGCCAUAAUGUCCUUCGAGCCAUAUCCAUCUGUACUGACCCUCCGUCUGAGCCGCCGACAACCUCCCCAAGGACGGUAUACCAAAAAAUGUUCAAUUGA